GCUAACAUGGUGAAACCCCGUCUCUACUAAAAAUACAAAAAUUAGCCGGGCGUGGUGGUGGGCGCCAGUGGGAGCAACAUGUGCAAAGGCCAUGUGGCAGGAUGCAGCAGGGCACAUUGAGAGAAGCUGGAGUGCAGAGUGAACACCUGCAAGAUAAGGCUUUCAAGGAGAUUAGUUUUAAGUAAAAACUUCAUUCUUUAUAUAUGCUGUAUACAAACUGUGAAAUCAAUAAUUAUUUUUAUAUUGACUUCUGUGUAUCAUUAUAUUGACUUCCGUAUAUCUAUUUUAAGACAAUAAACUUUGUUUUCAGAUAUUCAAAAGAUUUGAAGAUUUCUUCAAGUUCCUUUUUCCCAUUUGGUCCUUUAAUCCCCUAACUAGGAAUCCACUGAUUAUCCAACUGCUUGAGUAUAACUACCCCAGUGGCAAAGUCCUCCCUUUCUUCUUUGGAACCAGCUUUACUUCCAGAUGCUUUUAAGUAAUGGAGAAUUCUUUCUUAUGUGAAGCCAAAAUUCUGGAUUUUACUCAUUGAUACUAGUUCUCAGUGGCAAAACUGAACAAGUUCAGUUUGUUUAUAGACUCUUUUACUUAUUGAAGAUUACUUAUAUAUAGCUAUAAGUCUCUUUUUCACAAAGAGUUUUUCCCCCAAUGUUAAACAAAUUUCAGGUACACACACACACACACACACACACAGAAUGAAACACCCUCCCUCCCCUACUCUGCAUGUACCAGUUGCCUGGCUUCAGUAAUUGUCAACCUAUGGUUUUGAUUGAUGGAUACUUAAUGAAUACCAUUUUUGCCCUAGGACUUGCUGGAUAUAUAGAAAGGGACCUGACGCAGUUUCUGGUCUUAAGGAGCUCUCAUUCCAGAGGGGAAGAAAAAAAAAAUGAUGUCUGAGAGCAUCAGAAAAGAACCUGCUAUGGUCAGGAAAGAUCCUAAGGAAUAUUAAUCCUGCAAGUGGCAUCACAUGUGAAUGGUAUUUCUCACCUGCCCUAUCAUCAGAUGACCAUCUAAUUUACUGGUAUCUCUGCAUUAGCCAGAUUGGACAUAUGUAAAGGGACAUCAGUAUAUCUGGAUAAUCAGGUUGUGCUUCAAGAAGACCAUAGGGAAGAACGCAUUUUCAUCUUGCUGCAAAAGUUGCAAUAGAACCUCCCACAUGCUUAGUGUUCAGUUCUGCCUACUGAGCGUCUUGAAUCUACAGCAGCACCUACAUGUACUGCCUCCACAGUGGCUGCUGAUAAUUUGCAGAUAACUUGUGAACCAGGCCUUUACUUUCUAGAAAUUUCCAUCAUUUGAAGGAUUAAUGGCUACCACUUGUUGAACCUAGAGGGUGUCUGUGAACUUGUUGAACACUGCCUUAUUAGAACAGAAGUCUCCAGUGAACCAUGAACUCUGCAUAGCUGGGACUCUGAGCUUACCUCUUACUCACAAAACCUGCAGGGCUCUCAAAUUCAUGUUUAAAAUGCAAGCUACUGACAAGGAAUGGGAUCUGAAGGUUUGAACGGGCCAAUGAGUAUCCUCAUCAUUGAAGCAUUCUAUGGAGGCUCCCAUAAACAGCUGGUGGAUCUUCUCCAAGAAGAGUUAGGAGACUGUGUCCUUUAUACUCUUCCUGCAAAGAAAUGGCAUUGGAGAGCCCGGACAUCUGCUUUAUACUUCUCUCAGACCAUUCCCAUCAGUGAGCAUUACAGGACCCUCUUUGCAAGUUCAGUGCUUAACCUGACCGAACUGGCUGCCCUUCGGCCUGACCUUGGGAAACUGAAAACGAUUCUGUAUUUUCACGAGAACCAGUUGAUAUAUCCUGUCAAGAAAUGUCAGGAGAGGGAUUUCCAGUAUGGAUACAACCAAAUUCUUUCAUGCCUGGUGGCUGAUGUGGUUGUAUUCAACUCAGUUUUUAAUAUGGAAUCAUUUCUCACUUCCAUUGGAAAAUUUAUGAAGCUGAUUCCUGAUCACAGACCCAAGGAUCUGGAAAGCAUCAUCAGACCCAAGUGCCAAGUUAUUUACUUUCCCAUCAGGUUUCCUGAUGUGAGCAGGACCUUUUCUCUUCUCAUUAGCACCUCCACCAGAGUUGGAACUGGGAAAGAGAAAGGAAGUGUUCAGACAUGUGCCUAUUUGCAUAGUCACGUUAUUGAGUUAAUGCCAGGACAGCACAAACAUUCUGUCCAGUUCUAUAGAAAAGCCAGUUUCACCCCAUCAGUAAGAUUCAUGCCCAAGCACAAAACAACCCAUUUAAAGAAGAUGCUCAGCCUUAAAGGAAAUGGCGGUACGGUUCUGUCCAUGGCCCUUCCUUUUCAGCCAGAGCAGAGAGAUUUGGAGGGUUUAUUGAAGAAUUCUAAUUCAGAGUGUGAUGCACACUGUGACCUUGAUACUGCACGACGAGAAUACUUGGGUAACUCAUUAAGACAGGAGUCAGACUUGAAAAAGUCCACCUCACCAGAGAAUUCAAGCUCUCAUCGUGGUGAAAAUAAACAAAAUCUGACUGUUAAUCCCUGUGCCACUUUGGGUGGAGAUGCUAAUCAGCAAAGACUGCUGCACAUUGUCUGGCCUCACAGGUGGGAGCAUGAUAAAGAUCCAGAAAGCUUUUUUAAGGUAUUAAUGCAUCUUAAAGACUUAGGACUCAAUUUCCACGUGUCUAUCCUUGGAGAAACCUUCACAGAUGUCCCAGGAUCACUCCCAGGCAUGCCAUCCCUGGGCUUAAAGUCUACUCCUGCAGCUUCUGUAAGUGGAAUAAUAUUUUCUACUGAAACCAGAAGAUUCAUUGCAACUCUUAAGGCAAGAUCAUCUAUCCAUCCUACCAGGGAAGACCAUGAGGAUAAUGAGUUCUGGAAUACAGCUCCCAAAACAUCUCUCAAGAAAUUGUUCUCCAAAAUUAUAAGUUCAGGAGGUUACAUGUGCAGAUUUGUUACAAAGAUGUUUUUUCAGAGGCCAAAAAGGCAUUGGGAUCUUCUGUCUUACACUGGGGCUACUUACCCAGCAAAGAUGACUAUUUCCAAGUACUGUGCAUGGCUGAUGUUGUCAUCUCAACAGCUAAGCAUGAAUUCUUUGGAGUGGCAAUGUUGGAAGCUGUGUACUGUGGGUGUUACCCACUUUGUCCUAAAGAUUUGGUUUAUCCCGAAAUAUUUCCAGCUGAAUAUCUGUAUUCUACACCUGAACAGCUUUCAAAAAGGCUCCAGAAUUUCUGCAAGAGACCAGAUAUUGUAAGAAAACAUCUCUAUAAGGAAAAGGAGAUUAGGACACCCAGAGAAAAGACCAUGUGAAGACACAGAGAGAAGACAGCUAUUCAAGAGGAGAAAGGCCUCAGAAGACAUCAGCCCUGCCAACACCUUGAUUUUGGACUUCUAGCUUCCAGAACUGUAAGAAAAUCAAUUUGUUGUCUAAGGCACCCAGUCUGUAGUAUUUUGUUAAGGAAACUCUCAGAAACUAAUAAACACAGUAUGCCCGGGUCUAAGUAUGGUGCCCAUACGUAGUAGAAAGUGAAUUGACCAGAUUUAGAUAUCAGGAAGAUUUCUGUGGCUGCAACAGAAAUGGAUUGGAAAGAAGGAGCAGGAAGAGGUUGUCACAGUAGUCCAGGGGAACAUGAUGGUGUCUUAGACCAAAGUGGGGCAGUGGAGAUGGAGACACGUGGAUUGGUUGAAGAUAGAUACGUUCAGUAGAUAAAUCAACCAUGCUUGGUGAUUGGUUAGACAAGGAAGGUGAAGAAGCCAUCAAGAUGACAUUCUGGUUUGUAAAACAGGAAACAUGGAGUAGAACCAGAUUUGGGAAGAGGCUCAUCAGUGUGGUUUGGGACAAACUGUGUUUGAAGCAACUUCCAGUCAUAGGAUUAUAGUGGUCUAGAUACCCUGAAUAUUCUCCCACUACAAAUGCUAGAAUGCUAGAUACAAUAAAAUAAAUAAUCUUAAUAGCUGAGUUUGGAAGAAAGAGAAAUCAUCAGGGUUGCCAAAAGGAAGAGAGAACUGAGAACCUGAACAGCGAUUGCAUAAGCUCACAUGGCAGGAGUAUGGCUGGCAUGGGCUAGGGAGGUUGUUAUGGUCUCAGAAACCUAGAGGUUUUCAUUUUCAUACUCACAGAGACAGAAGACAAGGCCUUGGAAAUUCUGGAGGGAGGUGGGGUAGAGUGUUAAGCCUGAACCCCUUGUGUAAAUCCAGGAUCAUUUAAGGACUAUACCUUCAGUGAAUUGGUAAGACUAAAAUAAUAUAUACACAAGCCAAAGAGAAAACAAGGAAGCUUAUCUAUCUAGGUCUGGGUAGACAGUGGAAAAUAAGCCUCCCCAGAUAAUUUGUAAUCACAGACAUAUACCUCCUAUGAGCUCAGUGUCCAGAUUUCAUGCCCUGAAAAAUCUCAUGUUCACAUGUCAACAUUUUGCCAGCAGAAGCAAAUGAAGAACAAAUCUGGUGUGAUAAAACAUCAUACCAGGCCACACAUGAUUCCUCCAGAUGAAGCCUAUUAAAGAUGAGCUCACCAUUCAAAAUUACAAAACACACAGGGAAAAAAUCCACCUUGAGAGACUUAGAAAAGAGUAAAAACAGCAGAAUCAUACCCCAAGGAAUUUCAGAUAAUAGAACUACCAAAGGUGGAUUAUAAGAUACCUAAAGUUUAAAAUGAUUAAAACUGAAGAGAAAUAAAAUGUAUUAAAAAAAUAAGAUGCAGAUAGAUUUUAAAAAGAAUCAAUUAGAAAUUCUAGAAAUGUAAAAUAAAGCUUUUGAAGUACAUUAAAUGGUUUUAAGGGCAUAUUAGAUACAGCUUAGAGGAAAUUCAUAAACUAGAAAAUAAAUCUAAGAUUAUAAAGACAUACAUAUAUGAAGACAUAUAUAUAUACACACACACACUAUAUGUGUAUAUAAGGCAUCUAGUCUAUCCAAUGUGUAUAUAAAUUUCUUUCUAAAUACAUACAUACACAAAUAUAUACAUAAAUGUUAGAAUAAAGAAAUUUAUUUGAAUAGGAAUUUCAUAAAGACUCUGUAGAGGGAAUUAGAGAAACUUUGCAUAUCAAAGCAGAUUACCACGAAUGAAUAAUAAUAAGAUUGACAAGAGACUUCUUAAUAGCAACACAAUAGAAAAAAUAAAAUAACAUCUGCAAAAUGUUGAGAGAAAGUAGCUACCAGUCAGCAGUUCUGUAUCUAUAUAUAUUUUAUAUCCUAUGCCUGUGUUAUUCAGGAAUUAGUUCCAAUACAAAUAUUUAUUUCCAGAUAAUAAAUGAGAAGCUAUGAUUCAUAGAACUUUGUUGAAAACCAAGUCAGAAUGUUCUUCAAUAGAAAGAAAUUGAAUCCAGAAAAGAACAAUGUAAAAGAAGCAAUAGUGACAAAAUAAAAUAGCAAAUAUUUAGGUAAAUCUAAGCAAUAUUUCUGAAUAAAAACAAAAUGGAACAUUUUUUAACUUUACAGUAGUUAUUUCUGAGGGGAGGAAGGCAAAACUGGUCAGAUCAACCCUAUGAGUAAUGUUUUAUUUCUUAAGUUGAAGGGUAAACAGAGGCUAUGAUGAUUUCUUUUUGUCUUAAAUAUGCCAUAAGAAAUUUAGAAAUAAAUAAAUGACAUAUAUUUUUUUUAAGUUCAGUGGAUACAAAGGUCUGAAAGAUAGUAACAUUUAAGAUUGGUAGGGAAUAAUCAGACUUUAAGUGUCCUUAUAUUCUUGUGUUGUUUAGAUGAAGGGUAGAUAUAUUAAUUAACUCUAAGCCUUACAAAGCUAGGGUAGAAGAACAGAAAUAAAAUAUGUUAUUUCCAAACAAGAAGAAGUUAAGAAAAAAACUUGAUUGGCCCCCAAAUGAACAAGAAAGCAGGAAAACAUAAGGGCAGCAAGUAGAAACACAAAAUAUAAUGGUGGAGACAAGUCCAAAUACACAAAGCAUUACAAUAAAACACUCUAAUGUUGCCAGCUAAAACAGACAUUGAAAUAUUGAAUUUUAAAAAUUCAGGUGAAUGAUAUUUACUAAAGACACAUCCAAACCUUAAAGGCAUAGAAAGAUUGGAAGUAAAACUCUAGGAAAAGAAAAACUAGCAAGUACUACUUGGGAAAGGAAAGUCUUAUAUUAAUAUUAGAAAAAUAGUCUUUAAGGCAAAAACCAUUACUGAAGCAUUGUUAAGAAUAACAGUGCCCAGUGCAUAAUUGAGAAAAGAAUAAGUCACCUGAGCCGGGCGGGGUGGCUCACGCCUGUAAUCCCA
Chlorocebus sabaeus (green monkey) is the source of this 6149-nucleotide messenger RNA. It is a transcript of the gene QTMAN, whose product is annotated as glycosyltransferase like domain containing 1. Gene Ontology annotation, molecular function: glycosyltransferase activity. NCBI's taxonomy places the organism in Eukaryota, Metazoa, Chordata, Mammalia, Primates, Cercopithecidae. The record is from RefSeq and is a predicted model, not a curated record.